AUGGACCCCCAAAUCACCCAAAACACAUUCUGCACCUAUACAGGAUCCCCCUCUUCAGCAGAAACAACAAUAUUUUUCAUAUCAGGUAAUCCAGGCCUAAUAGGCUACUACCAUCCCUUCCUCUCAUUCCUAGCGCAGAACCUAGUGGAAUCCUCGGACCACAGUAAACCCAUUUACCAAAUCUACGGGUGCAGCCUUGGAGGCUUCGAGGUUGAUGAGAACCCAUCUUCCAAUGAUCUCAAUUCCCAGGGAAACAAGACUGGAAGAGAGGAAUCUAAGCUUUAUGAUCUGGAAGACCAGAUCCGCUUCGUUCAUCAGCGACUUGAGACCGUCAUGAGCGAGUCUGGUCCAAACGCGGCGCCAAAUCGAAAAGCCGUGCUAAUCGGGCAUUCUGUGGGCGCUUACAUAGCCAUGGAAGUCAUAAGACGACACCGUGCAAUGGAUGUAUCUUUCGAUAUCGUGGGAGGCGUAAUGCUGUUCCCGACUGUGAUGGACAUUGCUGCUUCGCCGUCUGGUCAGAAAUUGACGGGUCUUUUGUCGAUUAUCCCGAGACUGGCUUUGGUUGUUGGGUUCUUUGCGAGGUUGCUUACCUUUAUUCUGCCGGUGGUUGCUUUGAGGUCGGUUGUGGGGGUUGUGAUGAAGGAUCCUCCGGGGCAUGCGUUGGACACGACGUGUACCUUUUUGAGGAGCCGUGGGAGUGUUAGGCAGGCUUUGUAUGUCUCCUCUUCCUCUUCUUCUUCUUUGCUUCUGUUUGAUCUAAUUGUUCAACACAGGCAUAUGGCUGCUGAUGAGAUGCGGACCAUCACGUCUGACAAAUGGACUGAUGAUGUAUGGGGUGUGGCUCAUGCGCGUGAGCCUAUCACGAAGAUGUUCUUCUAUUUUGGUGUGAAUGAUCAUUGGGUUGCGGAGAAGACGAGAGACGAUAUUAUUGCGGCUCGCGGGGAGAAAGAGGGCUCUGGGACGAAGAUGUUUGUUUGCGAAGAGGGUUUGCCUCAUGCCUUCUGUAUAAAACAUAGUGAGACCAUGGCUCGCAAGGUUGCAGACAUGAUACAGGAUAUUACAAGUGCAUAG
Penicillium atrosanguineum is the source of this 1071-nucleotide messenger RNA. Its product is annotated as bifunctional triacylglycerol lipase/ester hydrolase. Gene Ontology annotation, molecular function: lipase activity. Gene Ontology annotation, biological process: lipid storage. Gene Ontology annotation, cellular component: lipid droplet. The coding region runs from base 1 to 1071 and encodes 356 amino acids. Lineage: Eukaryota; Fungi; Ascomycota; Eurotiomycetes; Eurotiales; Aspergillaceae. The record is from RefSeq and is a predicted model, not a curated record. The transcript is spliced from 3 exons.